AUGUGUUUCACAACAACGGACGACGGCCAGGAAAUCUACUUCCGAACUCAAGGAGAUACAGGUACCAUCCUUGUAUUCGUAUCCGGCUACUUCGGUGUCGAUAAUAUCUGGCAACCCUUGAUCGCGAAUCUGUCCUCGCAGUACCGUUGCAUCUCCUACGACAACCGAGGUUACGGACGCUCUUCGAAACCUACGUCGCCCGAAAGCUAUUCCGUCCCCCGUCAUGCCGCUGACCUCCACGCGGUGCUGAAAGCCUGUAACGUCGCCGAUCGUGUGGUACUCGUAACCCAUUCUAUGGGCUGCAACAUCGCCGCAGAUUUCAGUCUCGCUCAUCCGGAUCUUGUCGCUGGUAUCGUCUACUCGGCCGGUUACUAUGAUGGUGAGCAUAUUCAGAAAUUUUUAUCUCUGGAGCUACUCAGCUCCGGCGUGGAGACUCCAAGCCAAUGCGUCGCCUUUUACACCAGCAUCGGGCUAGACGAAGCCACGGCCUUGGAAGCGGCGAAAUGGCCCGCUCAUGGUCGUCGGAAUAACGCCAAGGCCCUCAUGAGCUUUACAAUGGACAGCGAUCGGUAUUCCAGGAUCAAGGUUCCUGCGCUGGCGUUGGUGGGAGAGAAGGAUGUGGCCACUCCAGAGGAAUUGGUGACUCCGAUUACGGAGCAGAUGCCAUUUUGCAGACUGGAAGUGCUCCGGGGCGUUCAUCAUUUUCCACCGACCGAGGCCCCUGGCGAAGUGGAACGUUUGGUGCGAGAGUUCUUGGGAAAGCUGUCCCUAUGA
Messenger RNA from Penicillium verrucosum, 774 nucleotides. RefSeq names its product alpha/beta fold hydrolase. The transcript has a single exon. The record is from RefSeq and is a predicted model, not a curated record. NCBI's taxonomy places the organism in Eukaryota, Fungi, Ascomycota, Eurotiomycetes, Eurotiales, Aspergillaceae. The coding region runs from base 1 to 774 and encodes 257 amino acids.